AUGCAAGAAGCAAAAAAUGGAGUGGUACAAGGAAUAGCUGCUUGGUUAUUGGUGGGUCUGAAGUUGGAAGAGACUCAGAUACAGCUGCAAAUAUAUGCAAAACAAAUCAACAAAAAGGGCACAACCACAAAAAAAUUGGAGUUAGAGGAAAGGCGUCAACACCUGCUCUCCCGUGUAGAUGCUCUCAACCUCAAUGUUGAAAUAUAUCUAGGUAAUAUUGAUGUUGUCAAAUUUCUUGAGGAAGUCCCAGGGUGGCCAAAUUCCAACAAAGUCAAUGAUGCAGAAGACAUAAAUCUGUUUGACCUCCCAGGUUCCUUCAAUGGCAAUGAUGGGCCUAUUGAGAGGAGAAAAUUGGUGUUACAAUCCAACUUAGGGUGA
This is a messenger RNA of Serpula lacrymans var. lacrymans S7.9, 378 nucleotides long. RefSeq lists its product as uncharacterized. The transcript is spliced from 2 exons. Bases 1 to 378 code for a protein of 125 amino acids. Lineage: Eukaryota; Fungi; Basidiomycota; Agaricomycetes; Boletales; Serpulaceae. The record is from RefSeq and is a predicted model, not a curated record.